GGCUACGAAUACAGUAACCCAGCGCUUCCGGACGAAAGUACUUGAGGACUGCCACUGUGAACGUAGCUAGCAGUGAUACUAGAAGCCGAUUUGAAUUAACACCGAAAACAUGGCAGAGAACGACGUUGACAACGAGCUGUUGGACUAUGAAGAGGAUGAGGAGCCACAGGUUGCCCCAGAGACUGCCACACCAGCGGGCAAGAAGGAGGUAAAGGGCUCUUACGUUUCCAUCCACAGCUCCGGCUUCCGAGACUUCCUGCUCAAACCAGAGCUGCUCCGCGCCAUUGUCGACUGUGGAUUUGAACAUCCCUCUGAAGUCCAACACGAGUGCAUCCCACAGGCCAUCCUGGGCAUGGACAUCCUGUGCCAGGCCAAGUCUGGUAUGGGCAAGACAGCUGUGUUUGUACUGGCCACCCUGCAGCAGAUUGAGCCCGUGGACGGGCAGGUGUCUGUGCUGGUGAUGUGCCACACACGAGAGCUGGCCUUCCAGAUCAGCAAAGAGUACGAGCGCUUCUCCAAGUACAUGCCCACCGUCAAGGCGGCCGUGUUCUUCGGGGGCCUGUCCAUCAAGAAGGACGAGGACGUGCUGAAGAAGAACUGCCCCCACAUCGUGGUCGGAACGCCCGGCCGCAUCCUGGCCCUCAUCCGCAACAAGACUCUCAACCUGAAGAACGUCAAGCACUUUGUCCUGGACGAGUGUGACAAGAUGCUGGAGCAGCUGGACAUGAGGCGUGAUGUUCAGGACAUCUUCAGGCUCACACCCCACGAGAAGCAGUGCAUGAUGUUCAGCGCCACCCUAAGCAAAGAGAUCCGCCCUGUCUGCCGCAAGUUCAUGCAGGAUCCCAUGGAGGUGUUUGUGGACGAUGAGACCAAGCUGACGCUGCACGGCCUGCAGCAGUACUACUGCAAGCUGAAGGACAGCGAGAAGAACCGCAAGCUCUUCGACCUGCUCGACGUGCUCGAGUUCAACCAGGUGGUGAUCUUUGUGAAGUCAGUGCAGCGCUGUGUGGCUCUGUCUCAGCUGCUGGUGGAGCAGAACUUCCCUGCCAUCGCCAUCCACAGGGGCAUGGCCCAGGAGGAGAGGCUUUCCCGGUACCAGCAGUUCAAGGACUUCCAGAGGCGGAUCCUGGUGGCCACCAACCUGUUUGGCCGAGGGAUGGACAUUGAGCGCGUCAACAUUGUCUUCAACUACGACAUGCCCGAGGAUUCCGACACCUACCUGCACAGAGUGGCACGUGCCGGCAGGUUCGGGACGAAAGGUCUGGCCGUGACCUUUGUGUCCGACGAGACCGACGCCAAGACCCUGAACGAUGUGCAGGACCGCUUCGAGGUCAACGUGGCAGAGCUCCCAGAAGAGAUUGACAUUUCCACCUACAUUGAACAGUCCAGAUGAAGAUCGCCCCCUGACCAGUGAAGACGACAUGUGUACACCCCUCUGUACCUGUCUUUUUCGGCGAGGGAGAAUCAAAAAAGAAUCUGACCGUUUUUUAUUUUAAAUACCUCUCCCUGAUCUCCCAGUUCAUUUUGCAUCACUUUUUAUUUUAUCCUAUCCUCCCGAGGCUGCAGUUUUAACUUUGUUUUCCAUGUUAAUUGUGGUUUCUGUUUUUUGGGUUAAUUAAAUAAUUGAAAUUAAAACUUUUUAUACAAUUA
Coregonus clupeaformis (lake whitefish) is the source of this 1650-nucleotide messenger RNA. RefSeq names its product ATP-dependent RNA helicase DDX39A. Gene Ontology annotation, molecular function: RNA helicase activity; RNA binding; ATP binding. Lineage: Eukaryota; Metazoa; Chordata; Actinopteri; Salmoniformes; Salmonidae. The transcript has 9 exons. Bases 110 to 1393 code for a protein of 427 amino acids. Gene Ontology annotation, biological process: mRNA splicing, via spliceosome; mRNA export from nucleus. The record is from RefSeq and is a predicted model, not a curated record.